AGAUUAAUUUGUGGACUCAUUGAAAAGGAAAAACCAUAUAUAUUAGGAAUUUUCUUUCAUCAAUCACAUGAUUUUCUCUCAUUCCUCCCUCAUGGAAGAAGAGGAAUCUCCUUCUCGACCAAAAGCUCCACAGUCCAAAAACUACAAGCUCACAGCCUCUUCCAUCUCCUACUCCAAGUCCAGCAUUGCCCUCUCCUCAUUGUUUCCCUUGUUCAGGUCCUGCACGAAUCCUUCCCCGACUCACAUCCUCCGGGACGUCUCCCUUACAGCCUUCCAGGGCCAAAUCCUUGCCAUUGUGGGCCCGAGCGGAGCCGGCAAAUCCACCCUUCUCGAUAUCCUAGCCACCCGAACCUCCCCCACUGAUGGCUCCCUCCUCCUCAACUCCUCCCCCGUUAAGCCCUCCACGUUCCGGAAGCUCUCCGCCUACGUCCCUCAGCACGACGCCUGCCUCCCUCUCCUUACCGUGUAUGAGACCUUUUCCUUUGCCGCUUGCCUACUCAUCCCCGAGACCUCCCGGAUCGCCCCAACCGUAGACUCCCUCCUCACCGAGCUAGGCCUGUUGCAUGUGGCCCAUACAAGGCUUGGGCUUGGCCUUUCUGGGGGAGAGCGGAGGCGGGUCUCAAUCGGGCUCAGCCUGUUGCAUGACCCUGCGGUGCUCCUCCUCGAUGAGCCUACCUCAGGCCUCGACAGCACGUCGGCUUUAAACGUGGUGCAGAUCUUGAAAACGAUCGCGAUCUCCCGCCAAAGCACCGUAGUCCUAUCGAUCCACCAACCGAGCUUCAAGAUACUCUCUACGAUCGAUAGGAUCCUGCUCCUCUCGAAAGGGACUGUCGUGCACCAGGGGACUGUUCCUCAGCUCCAGGCAUUCCUACUCUCCAACGGCUUCACGGUCCCACCGCAGCUCAACCCCCUCGAGUAUGCCAUGGAGAUACUGGACCGCAUCCCCGAGAAGAACGAUGACAAGUCCCCAUCGCUCGCUUCAGCAGCACCAUCUCCUGGCCGUUCCUCCAUAAGCAAUUCCUCAGAUCAGCAGAGCAACGCGAAAGUCAGCUACAGGAGCUCAAGAUUCAAGGAAAUCAUCACUCUCUACGACCGGUCAUGGAAGAUUAUAUACAGGACAAGGCAACUCCUCUUAACGAAUACGAUCGAAGCGCUACUCGUCGGGCUCGUGCUUGGAACAAUCUACAUUAACAUAGGGUUCGACAAGGAAGGCAUCAAGAAGCGGUCCGGUCUUUUCGCCUUCACCCUCACCUUCCUCCUCUCCUCCACCACCGAGACCCUCCCGGUCUUCAUCAACGAGCGGUCGAUCCUACUCCAGGAAGCCUCCAGCGGUGUCUACCGGCUCUCAUCUUACCUGAUCGCCAACACCCUCGUCUUCCUCCCUUACCUUCUCGCUAUAGCAAUCAUGUACUCCGUCUCGGUCUACUUCCUCGUGGGCCUCUGUGCGACUUGGCAGGCGUUCGCGUACUUCGUGCUAGUCAUCUGGGUCAUAGUCCUGAUGGCAAAUUCCUUCGUCCUGUUCCUGAGCUCGAUUGCACCCAACUACAUAUCGGGGACGUCCCUCUUGAUGGUCUUUCUGGGCGCGUUCUUUCUCUUCUCGGGGUACUUCAUCUCAAAAGAGAGCAUCCCGAAGUACUGGCUCUUCAUGUACUUCUUCUCAAUGUACAAGUAUGCGCUCGACGCCCUCCUGAUCAACGAGUACUCUUGCCUGCUCUCGAGGUGUCUGGUAUGGUAUGACGAGAAGAACAAGACCUGCAUGGUGAGUGGGGCUGACGUGCUUCGCACGAGAGAGCUCCGGACGAGCGAGAAGUGGACCAACUUGUACGUCUUGGUCGGGUUCUUCGUGUUUUAUCGUCUUCUGUGGUGGUUGGUCCUGGUCAGAAGGAUCUCCAGGUUAAAGAAGUGAAGGAAAUAAAGGAAUCAAUCGACAACCGAAUGGAACCGAAAAGAACCGAGUGAAAUCUGCUCACCCAUUAUAUUCUUCAAUAAAUAUUCGGAUAAGUACUACUAAAUUACUACUUGCCCAUGUUUUGUGAUGAAAUAUUGUACUUUUACGUUCAAAGCGCUUUUAAUGGCUUCAGGAUAUCUCGAAUGUGUUGAUAGAAAUGAUUGAUAGACCAAAAACAUGCUAUUAAAGAUCAUGCAAUGCAUGUGUUUCUCAUAGUUUUUCCCA
Molecule: messenger RNA, 2173 nt
Organism: Punica granatum (pomegranate)
Lineage: Eukaryota; Viridiplantae; Streptophyta; Magnoliopsida; Myrtales; Lythraceae
Source: RefSeq, a predicted model, not a curated record